Messenger RNA from Nestor notabilis (Kea), 3816 nucleotides. RefSeq names its product myotubularin related protein 3 (gene MTMR3). The transcript has 21 exons. Gene Ontology annotation, biological process: regulation of autophagy; dephosphorylation. The record is from RefSeq and is a predicted model, not a curated record. NCBI's taxonomy places the organism in Eukaryota, Metazoa, Chordata, Aves, Psittaciformes, Psittacidae. Gene Ontology annotation, molecular function: phosphatidylinositol-3-phosphate phosphatase activity; protein phosphatase binding; metal ion binding.
UUUGGUGGGGUCUGAACAGAUGUUGCCCUUCUCUGUGAACCUUUCUUUGAGUAACUUCCAAAAGAAUGCACCUUUUUUCCUCUUUGGGAAAAUCUGAAUUCUCUGAGGAGAAAGGAGGAAGAUGGAACAAGUUGCCAAUGUGAAGUAUCAGAAGAGCAUAGCUUGAAACUUUCUGGGACAAAGAGGACUGGUUUAUUCCCUCUCAUUCUUUGAUUUUAAGAAGUGAAGAAAGAGCCUCAAAGUAUUGUGAGUGAAGACGAGGAUUGCUCCUCUGCUCCAGGGCCUGUCAUGGAUGAAGAGACUCAGCACAGCCUUGAAUGCAUCCAGGCUAAUCAGAUUUUUCCCAGGAAGCAGCUGAUCCGAGAGGAUGAGAACCUUCAGGUCCCGUUCAUUGAACUGCACGGUGAGAGUACAGAGUAUGUAGGACGAGCAGAGGAUGCCAUCAUUGCACUUUCCAAUUACAGGCUUCACAUCAAAUUCAAGGAGUCUGUUGUGAAUGUUCCAUUGCAGCUUAUAGAAAGCGUUGAGUGCCGUGAUAUAUUUCAACUUCAUCUGACUUGCAAGGACUGCAAGGUUAUAAGGUGUCAGUUCUCUACUUUUGAGCAGUGUCAAGACUGGCUCAAGCGACUGAACAAUGCCAUCCGCCCUCCUUCCAAGAUAGAAGACCUCUUCUCCUUUGCUUACCACGCGUGGUGCAUGGAGGUGUAUGCCAGUGAGAAGGAGCAGCAUGGGGACUUGUGUCGACCAGGAGAACAUGUAACUUCAAGGUUUAAAAAUGAAGUGGAGCGGAUGGGGUUUGAUAUGAACAAUGCCUGGAGGAUUUCCAACAUCAAUGAGAAGUACAAGCUCUGUGGCAGUUACCCCCAGGAAAUCAUCGUUCCUGCAUGGAUCACAGAUAAGGAGCUAGAGAACGUGGCAAGCUUUCGGUCCUGGAAGCGUAUCCCUGCUGUUGUGUACAGGCACCAGAGCAAUGGGGCAGUUAUAUCCCGCUGUGGACAGCCUGAAGUCAGUUGGUGGGGCUGGAGGAAUGCAGAUGAUGAACACCUUGUCCAGUCUGUAGCCAAAGCCUGUGCCUCAGACUCGAGGUCCAACAGUAACAAGUUAAUGAAUGGAAAUUGUUCCAGAGAUUUCACCAAUGGAGGGGACCUCUCUGAUGUGGAAUUCGACUCCUCCAUCUCUAACGCUUCAGGAGCAGAAAGUUUGGCAAUACAGCCUCAGAAGCUUUUGAUCUUGGAUGCACGAUCUUAUGCAGCAGCUGUGGCAAACAGAGCCAAAGGUGGUGGCUGUGAGUGCCCAGUGAUAUUUCCCUAAUGUGAAGUAGUGUUCAUGGGGAUGGCAAACAUCCAUUCCAUCCGGAAGAGCUUUCAGUCGCUGCGUUUGCUCUGCACACAAAUGCCAGAUCCAGGAAAUUGGUUAUCAGCUCUGGAAAGUACCAAGUGGCUGCAGCACUUAUCUGUGCUUCUGAAGUCUGCACUGCUCGUAGUUCAUGCUGUAGACCGAGACCAGCGACCAGUCCUGGUGCACUGCUCAGAUGGCUGGGACCGAACCCCCCAGAUAGUGGCACUGGCCAAACUGCUGCUAGAUCCGUACUACAGGACCACAGAGGGUUUCCAGGUGCUAGUGGAGACGGAGUGGCUGGAUUUUGGCCACAAGUUUGCAGAUCGCUGUGGCCAUGGUGAGAACUCGGAUGACCUGAAUGAGCGCUGCCCAGUGUUUUUACAGUGGCUGGACUGCGUCCAUCAGCUCCAGAGGCAGUUCCCUUGCUCUUUCGAGUUUAACGAAGCAUUCCUUGUGAAGUUGGUGCAGCACACCUACUCUUGCCUCUUUGGUACAUUCCUGUGCAACAAUGCGAAAGAGAGAGGAGAGAAACACACUCAGGAACGGACCUGUUCUGUCUGGUCUUUGCUGCGGGCAGCAAACAAAGCCUUCAAAAACCUGCUCUACUCUUCCCAGUCAGACUCUGUGCUGUAUCCAGUGUGCCAUGUGCGGAACUUAAUGCUCUGGAGUGCUGUUUACCUGCCAUGCUCUUCCCCCUCUACACCCACUGACGACACUUGUGCCCCGUACCCUGUUCCAGGCUCUAGCCCUGAAGAUCAGCCUCUGGGCAGGUUACCAAAGACAAGAUCCUUUGACAAUCUGACCACAGCCUGUGACAGCAGUGUGCCUCCAAGCAAUCGACGCAGUAGCGACCCCAGCCUCAAUGAGAAGUGGCAGGAGCACCGCAGGUCCCUGGAGCUCAGCAGCCUCAGUAACCCUGGGGAUGACCCGUUUGAUGGGGACAGCCUCAAUAAACAGGGCAGGGCUCCAGUGGGAGCAGAGCUCUCUGUGGCAGCUGGUGUGGCAGAGGGGCAGAUGGAGAACAUUUUGCAAGAGGCCACUAAAGAUGACGUUGGUCUGGAGGAGCACUUGAGGGGGAGCCUUGAGACAGUAGGUAAAGGGGAUGAAAUUGCCCUGGAUAAGAAGAGAACUGAAAAUGUACAUGAGUAUGGCAGUGACCUCUGUGGAAAGGCCGAGAUGGAUAAAGGUCUUGUAAUGAACAAUCCAGCUCUCAAUCCACAUCCAGCUUCACAAGGUGCUUCUGAGCUUAAAGGACAACAGGAUGAGCAUCCUGAUCUCAGUAACACUAUCCAGAAGGUACCUCAGGCUAAAGGACUACAGGCUUUUGUUCCUUUGGAGGGCUUUGUAAGUAGAGACACUCAAAAGAAUAUGGAGGAAGAAGGUGUUAGCAAACUUGAAGGAGAAGCAGAGAGCCUGAACAGUGCAGCGCAGGCCAGCCUUCUGUUACCUCUCACAAUCCCACACGAGGUAAGGACAUCGAACAUUGAAAGUUCUACAGAAACCUUAACAGAGAAUGAAGCAAAGCAAGAGCUUGUUCUGAAGGGUCCUUGCCACAGACCUCCCCUGGGCAACAGCAGUGCUGAGGAACUAUCUCGAACUCUUGAAAACAGGCCAGAGGGGGAGAACACGCUAGAACUUCAGAAACUGGGAACAAAAGUACAUAGGACUUCUGGUAGCAGCAACACUCACAUCCCGAUGCCUUCCCCUUGUGCCUUGCCUUUAGCUGAACAUAAAGAUGAGAUUGUGUGUAACGGGGAGCUGGAGACUGAGAACAAGAUGGUGGAGAAGCCCAUGGGGUUUGGGAUGCCCCCAAAAUACCAUGCGACAAACGGACACUGUGUGAAUGGAGAGGACGGGCGGAUGAAAGCCUCCCUGAGCCGGCAGGUCUCCACAGCUAGCUGCAGUUCUGCACAGUUCCACUUGAGGAACCUGCACCAGAAGUGGAUGUUUAGUCACCUUGGUAAGCAGCAGGCAGCCAGCAGCCCAGACCAACCUGCCAGAAGUCACCUGGACGACGAUGGGAUGCCUGUCUACACCGACGUUAUCCAGCAGCGCCUGCGCCAGAUAGAAACUGGCCACCAGCAAGAAGUGGAGACUUUGAAGAAGCAAGUGCAAGAGUUGAAGAGCCGCUUGGAGAGCCAGUUCCUGAAUAGCUCCUUACGUCUCAAUGGUGAUUAUGGAGAUGAAGUGGUGACACGAUGGCUCCCAGACCACCUCGCUGCGCACUGCUACGGCUGUGACAGCACCUUCUGGCUUGCCAGCAGGAAGCACCACUGCAGGGACAUUGAAGGUGUUGAUCAGAUCUGGAAUUGUGGAAACGUGUUCUGCUCCAGCUGCUGUAACCAGAAGGUGCCCGUUCCCAGUCAGCAGCUCUUCGAACCCAGCAGAGUCUGCAAAUCCUGCUACAGCAGCUUGCCCCCCAGCAGCUCCAGCCUUGACCUUGAACUGGAUAAACCCAUCACUGCCACCUCAAACUAA